UAUUAUUGUUCUUAUUCUAAUGUAGCGUGAUUGUGUUCCGUGACACGUUUUAAGGGUGAACAUCAAAAAUAAACUGUCUAAUUCACAGUUUAUUGAUAGAGAAAUCAUAUAUUUCGUAAUUCAUUUAUAUUUAUAUUAAUGAAUAAUCAUUACGAUUUUAGUAAUGGUUAGUUUACACUUUGUAAAACAUGAAUGAAUUUUUUAUCAAACCUAAUGGAGUGUAAAUUAGGCCUCAGCAUACACAAAGGGAAACUCAAGAUCUUCCAAUUCAAAGCAGAGAAUAGCAAUCCAAUCACUCUUGGCGGCGAAACUCUGGAAGAUGUAGAAUCCUUCACAUACCUGGUCAGCUGUAUCAUCGAUGAACAAGGAGGUUCAGAUGCACAUCGAAAGUCAAAGAUAAGCAAAGUAAGAACAGCAUUCCUACAGUUGAAUAAUAUAUGGAACUCAAAACAACUGUCAACCAAUAUCAAAGUGAGAAUCUUCAAUACCAACGUCAAGGCAGUUCUACUGUAUGGAGAUGAAACUUGAAGAACUAUCACAACCAUCAUCAAAAGGGUACAAGUAUAAUGAAAAUUUGAUGAACUAUGUAGCAGCAGGCAUGAGACGAUUUUAUAAAAAAUUAUAAACCUCAACUUAUUUUUAGUUAUGUAAAUAAAUCAAAGUUCAAUAGCAUA
This is a messenger RNA of Schistosoma margrebowiei, 674 nucleotides long. The record is from the annotation of a GenBank genome assembly. Lineage: Eukaryota; Metazoa; Platyhelminthes; Trematoda; Strigeidida; Schistosomatidae.